This is a messenger RNA of Myzus persicae (green peach aphid), 2693 nucleotides long. RefSeq lists its product as uncharacterized. The record is from RefSeq and is a predicted model, not a curated record. The transcript is spliced from 6 exons. Lineage: Eukaryota; Metazoa; Arthropoda; Insecta; Hemiptera; Aphididae. Bases 575 to 1525 code for a protein of 316 amino acids.
CUUGAGCGCAAGCUCGACGUCGCCGAGUUACGACCGCCGCCGGGUGAAAGCUUGCCGCAGACGUACCGCGCGUGCCCUGCCGACCGAACGUCUGAUCGUGUCUCCGUCGCGACAGCUCCGCUUACCUGUUUAUGUGUGUAUGCGUGUGUGUGUGUGUGUGUGUAUAUAUAUAUAUAUAAGCCCCUCCGUCUCACACUCGCUGGCCACAGGUUGUACCGCUGAAGAUCUCCGACCGCGGGCACCAACUCCGGGAAAUAACGUGCGGUAAUCGUCGCCCGCGAUCAUGUCGGUGCCGUCACCGUCGCCUGCGGCGUCAGCAUCGCGAUAGACGGUGGACGCGUGAGCGUGACGAGACCUACGGACAGAGUUAUUUGACGACACAUUGACAGUGGUGCACACGUGAUGGUGAUGGUGAUGACGACUACGACAACGACGAUGACGAUGAUGAUAUCGUCGGAAAAUGAUUGAAUCGGCAGCCGCUCUGUUACACGAGCAGACUGCAGUUUCCGGCUGUCCGACGACGACUCGCAGCUGCAGCCGCACGCGCCCAAACUGCGACCGCGGCCGACGGUGAAUGCCCGUCAGCUGUAUUAUGCUGUCGUACAUGGCGCCAUCCGUUAGCGACAAGCCGCCAACGGUGCCCAGCCGGCUGGUGCUGGAACACAAGUCGUCCGCGGCCGCGGCCACGGCGUACCACCGGUUCAGCCGACCGGCGUCCAGCGUCACAUUCAACGUGCAGCAGCUGGACGGUCACCAGCAGCGUGAAGGGUUUGGCGCCCUGCCCGUACCGCCCGUCCGGCGAACCAUGGUAAAAGAGGACAGCACGAGCAGCAUCGCAUCCAGCGUCAACAUCGACGCUGUGCUGCCGGCCACGCACGAGAGUAAACGGCCGGCCACCAAACCGGCUGCUUCCAAAAGAGUUUCGUUCGGCAGUUCAAAAGGAUCUAUGGUUGAAACAUUGAUAUACGACAGCCCUCCUGUCCAAGAAGAGAUAUUGGAUAUAAGUGAUAUUGACGACUCUGACGGUACUGUUGCGUCCACUAAGGUCCGGGUGAGCUUUUUCGAAUCCGAGAAACCGUGUGUGCUACCUUCACCGCCCAAAUCGUUGGAAAUAUUUGGCGACAGCACGAUGACCACUUCAAGUCCUAUACUUCAAAGGUCAAAUGGCCACGUCCAAACGCAGAUUAGUUCGGACGGUUGGGAUAAUCCUUUCAGACCCGACGGCGACUUGUCCAAAGAAGCUGACCAGAUAGUCGAACUGAUUAAAGAAGGCAAACCGAUCACGCCGACGCCCACGAGUGCUACGUCGCCGCUGUUGCCCGACCACAGCACGGACGUCAAACACGACCAACAACCGGUGACGUCCACGCCAACAAAGGCGAACGGAACGUGCAACGAGAAGAACGCUGUACCGCCCAACGUGGAAGUCCAAAGAGGAACUGUGAUAAAUGGAAACGAGCCUUCCCAAGUGGAACACGUAGUAUUGAAGAAAAAACCAAAAUGCAGGUGUUGUGUGAUACAAUAACACGCGACCGGAUAUACACUCGUUUUUAUUUCUAUGUAAAACAUAAUAAUCCAAAAAUGCAUAAACCAAAAAACAAGAACACGCUGUACCUUCAGCUAUGUUGUUCGUGAGAUGAUCACGUCCUCGCGAUUCAAAAUUAUUUUUCAGAGCUAUAUUAUUAUUAUAUAUAUAUAUGUUUGUACCUAUGUUUGUAUUUAUAAGUAUAUAUAAAACUUUACAAUUUGUAUUAUAAAAAUAAUGACUUUUCUAUAUAAAUACCUGGUAUUAUACGGUAUAAAUAAAUGUCACAUAGUUCCUUUUUAUAUAUAUAUUAUGAUAUUUAUUGAUUAAAAAAAAAUAUGUAAUAGUAUAGCAAUAUUGCUUGUGACAUAUUAUAUUAUACUCGUGCAUGUUAUUUGGACAACUGUGGUUCGUAAUGAAGACGGGGGAAAGCGAAAAAAAUGUAAAUUUUCACGCAGUCAUACAAUAUAGGCGCAAACGCACGCUCAAAAAUUUCAUUUUACGAAUUCACAAUAGGCAAAUAUAUUUUUUCAGUAGCUAAACCCCUACUCUUUCUGUGAUUAUAUAUAUUUUUUUUUUUUUUGUUUUGUUAUUUAUUUUUUAUUUAUUACUUGGCAGAUAUUGUUCUAGGGAUUCAGCGAAUUAUAACAUUUAUUGUAUACCAUAUAAAUAUAUUUUGUAAUUUUCAUUUUGAUUUAUUGGGUAAAGGAAGAACGUUAUGAUGUGGGAGUGUUCACUUAAAUAUUUUUCAUGAAGUAUGGAAAUGUUGGAAACUUAACGAAAUUUUGACCUUUGAAGUGUUGACAUUCAUUUAAAUCGCUUUCACUAUGACAUCUUUUCUAAUUGUACAUUUAUCCUAAAAAAUAUAUAUAUUUAAAUUGUUAAAAAUUCUUUGUAACUUUAAAAUAUUCGUUGCAACAGAUAUCAUUUUUACAAUAAACUUCAUACUAUUUUGUAAUAUACUAUAAUUCCAACAUUUCCAGUGUAUAAUUCUUAACAACUAUGUAUCGUUUCUGAACAAUGUCAUAAUAAUAAAUAUAUUUGUACUUGAGUACCUAUUGUAUUGUAUAUCAUGUUAUUUGUUAUUUUUCGAGAACCAAUUUUCCUAUUUGUACUUGAAUUUAUGUGUAAAAAAUCCGAAAUCUAUGUUUGUAUCUCAAUAUAAUAU